Messenger RNA from Sphaerulina musiva SO2202, 315 nucleotides. RefSeq lists its product as uncharacterized. NCBI's taxonomy places the organism in Eukaryota, Fungi, Ascomycota, Dothideomycetes, Mycosphaerellales, Mycosphaerellaceae. The coding region runs from base 1 to 315 and encodes 104 amino acids. The transcript is spliced from 3 exons. The record is from RefSeq and is a predicted model, not a curated record.
AUGUAUACCAAAUUCAUCGCCGCUGCUCUCUGCUUCAGCGCCGCUCUUGUGGCUGCUCGUGAAAUCAACCAGGACGAUGUUCCCGACCAGUGCCUGACAACCCCACAAUGCCAAUCCGUGGUCUCAACAGCAACCAACUGUGGAAGUGCUGCUACCGCAGACAAUGGAGAUGUCUUCAGUGACAAAUAUUACCUUCAAUGCGCUUGCCAAGUGGAUCACCAUGAUCUCAACGAUUGCGUGUCCUGCAUCCAGUACUACAAGGACGGCGGAGAUAUUGCGAAGCUUCAGGACGAGUGCGGACACUCCCACGACUAG